UUGUUGCAUUUACCACAAACAUGACCACUGCAACACCCACACUCUUCCAAUCUCUCCCGCCAAUUCCACCUCCUACAACUCCGCGAAUCAGCCAUCACCGACCUCCACCACCGGCGCUCAGUCAAGUCACCGGACGGAGAAGACCGACGUCGUUUCCGUUUCGGAUUGUCUGCUCUAGAAGCCAAGAUGAUUAUCACGCCACUCUCAAGGCCCUCAAUUCCAGAGGUCGCUUUCCGAGAAAAUCUCUCGGCCAGCAUUACAUGUUGAAUUCUGAAAUUAAUGAGCAGCUUUCUCUUGCGGCUAAUGUUAAGCAAGGGGAUGUGGUAUUAGAGAUUGGACCUGGAACUGGAUCUCUGACCAACGUACUUAUAAAUGCUGGCGCUGUCGUCCUUGCAAUCGAAAAGGAUCCACACAUGGCUGACCUUGUGAGAGAAAGGUUUGCAGGGGACCAGUUCAAGGUUUUGCAAGAGGACUUCACUAAGUGUCACAUUCACUCCCACAUGAUCUCAUUGUUGGAAAGUAGAAAGUCUUUAGCUGCAAACUCAAGCUUUGCAAAGGUUGUUUCGAACAUACCCUUCAAUAUUAGCACAGAGAUUGUCAAGCAACUUCUUCCAAUGGGCGACAUCUUUUCAGAAGUUGUUCUUUUACUCCAGGUUAGUAUUUGUGUAACA
Carica papaya (papaya) is the source of this 671-nucleotide messenger RNA. The record is from RefSeq and is a predicted model, not a curated record. NCBI's taxonomy places the organism in Eukaryota, Viridiplantae, Streptophyta, Magnoliopsida, Brassicales, Caricaceae.